AUGAUCGCUGCAUGGGCCGUGCCUUUCAUCCUCCUGUGCUUACCUGCGGCAGAGCGGCAGUCCCAACGCAGAGGUAUCCUAAGCACGGAUCCACUCAAGGAGGAUGAGGCGCAUAGCAACCUGGAGCAUGCGGUGCAGGAGCCGGACGAGACCAAUCUAACUUGUCCAGAUGUACGCUAUGUGCUGGAAACCCUCGGACUUCCAUCUUGGGAAAUGCAAAGACAUGAUCAACGCAACUGGACCGGUGUCGUCUGGGCCCAUCAGUUCCCAGCGAGUUCGAAUUACGACGUUUACGACAUGUUCGCUCCCGACCAAUGCGAUGUAGCAGAGCUUCACCUUCAGAACUCCCCUCUUAGAGGACAUCUGUCGUCGAGGCUGGCGAAGGUCCCCAAUUUCAGAACACUUAAGCAUCUUGUGCUCGGCAACACUGGUGUGACCGGGAACAUUGGGUUCCUUGCUGAGUUGAAGCAUCUGCAAGUUAUAGACCUCUCAAGCACCGCAGUGGAGGGCGAUAUUGGCUUUCUGUCGCACCUGCCUCAAUUGUCGGUGUUGGAUCUAUCUCGCACGGGCGUCUAUGGCAAGAUCAGCGAUUUGAGAAGCUUGUAUUCCUUGCGAUCGCUGAGACUGGCUAGAACAGACGUCGGUGGAGAUUUGGGGCAUGCCCUCCUCCGUGGUGCAGGCCUCUUUUUUCUGGACCUUUCGCGCACGGCGGUGUAUGGGGAUCUUGCGAAGCUGCCAGAGCUAUCGAAAGAGUUGCGCAAGAUCCAUCUGUCGAAGACCGGGAUCAGUGGUGACAUUGAUGAGCUGCUGGAUCUGAAGGAGCUCCGUGUGGCCGACCUUUCCCACACCAAGGUUUUUGGCAAUCCAAGCGCAACCUGGUCCUUCAAGCUGCAGAACUUGCACUCCUUAUCCUUGGCCGGCACACAAGUCCGUUUCAUCGACCCGCACCUCUACACGCGACGGCCUGCCUAUUUCUUGAUACGCAUCCAGGAGCUGGAUGUCACUGGGUGCCCUUUGAAUGGGCGAAUUGAAUACAUUCUGGAGCUGCUUCGGGACUCGGUGCACCUUGCCCGCCUUCGCGUCGCACGCACCAACCUUACUGGCAAGGUUGAUGACGGGGGGGACAGUCGCCUGUCGACUUCCUUGCUUCUUCUCGACGCCACGGACAACAACAUUACGCAUCUCGCCGGCUUCCCUGGGAGGUCGAUUGUGCAGGUGUCGUUGUCGAAGAACCAUCGCCUGGACGUGACAAAGGACGCUCUGGUGCAUAGUCUCCAGCAAGAGAUUCAGCUGGACUUGCGAGGGACCCUGCUCGCAAACGUCUCGGUGGUGCAAGAGCUUUUUGCGGAGGGCUAUCUUUCUCGGACUCAUGAGGCAGUCGCUAUAAACAGCACUGCCGGCUACUACUGUUACGGCAUCACAUCGGAAACGCUUCGCAUCACACCGGAGCUCUUCUUCCCGGCCCAGCUCUGCGCUUGCCUUCCUGGCUAUAAAGGAUCCGGUACGAACUGUGUCCCGUGUGAAGCGAACACCUACAACGACAUGAACAACCAGUCCGACUGCAUGUCCUGCCCCAGGCACUCGGAGACUUUGCGGGCCGGGGCCAGCGCACUAAGACAGUGCCUCUGUAUCUUUGGCAGGAUUGCACCGGACAUGUCCAGUUGUGCCUGCGAAAGUGGUUCUGCGUGGAACGAGGGCGAUCUCGGCGACAGCGAGUGCUUGAAGUGCGAAGACUUCAAGCUGGACUGCGAAAAGCCCGGGCACACGAUGUUGUCGGCACCGCCGGAAGUCGGCUAUGCUCGGGUGAAGGAGGCGGCUCCUAGGGCUUUCAGGUGUGGUGAGCCUGCAGAGCAGCGCUGCAAUCAUAGCAACGCAUCUGACCCCAUGGGCUGCGCUGCCGGCUAUUCUGGGCCGCUGUGCACCACCUGCGGUGAUGGAUAUCGAAGAAAGCACAAUCUGUGCACCAAGUGCGCUGAUGCUGACGGGAUAAAGCAAUCGAGGCUACGUAUAGCAGCUGGCAUGCUCGUGCUAGCCGCGGCGGGGGCGGCGACUGUUGGCGGCGUCGUUUAUUGGCGGAGGACCUCUUCUACGCGCCAUUCGGGAGGAAUCAUCGAGGCGCUUCGGCCACUCGUGCGGGUCCAGAUGUCCGUGCUGCUUCAGUUCGGACAGCUCUGGGGCGUGUUGGCGGCUCUUUCAGCAAACGGCGAGCUCUGGGAGGAGGAGUAUGUCCAGUGGUUGCAGUUGACAACUAGCAGCCUUCAAGAUGCGUUUUCCCUGGAGUGCUCCUACGGGGCAGAUGCGCGAUUUUACACUGCUCUGGCGGGGCCUUUGGUUCCCCUCGUGUUGCUUCUCCUGUGCGCACUGCUGGAGACUGUGUCCAGGAGCAUGGGUGUGCGGAUGGCAUUGCGACUGCUCCCUUUCCUCUUCAUCGGUGGUGCGUCCAGCUGUGCUCGUCUACUGAGCUGCCAGCACUACGAUGCAGGCGACCAAGCUCUUGGGGAAGAUGCAUUCCUCACGCUACUGCCGCAUCUCACAUGCCGAGAUGGUGGAUGGCAAGCCACUGUGGCAGGGAGUGUUGGAUGGAUAUCGAUUGUCGGCUACGUCAUCAUUAUUCCGGGCUUCUUGUUGUACCUGAUGAGCAAGCAGAAGAGCGCGAUUGUACCAAGCAAGCGGUCAAUGGCGACUGCAGAGCUGGGACAAGACAUGGCAGUUGUGAGACUGCACGCAUUCCAGGCGCACGACGACGGCACUGAACCAGACUCCCUCGAGAAGGAGCCAAGACUGAAGCACUUGCUAGCUGCGGCAGUGGCACACAGUGCCGUUUACUUCAGAGGGACCGUGUCGCUUCAACUACACGAGAAUCAGAUGAUGCAGGUGCGGCUUCUCGAUCCCGCAGAGAGCCAGGACGUGGAGAAUGCAAGCAGCACCGCUUCAAUUAUCCUUCGAGACAAGGAGCACACAGACCAGCGCCGAUGGAUCAAAAUCACGAGGAUGCUCACCGAGCGCUGCGUCUUCCAAGAUGCAGAGAAACGGGAUCGAAUUCUGGCAGGAGCCGACCGGCUAUUCUGCAAGUAUGUGCUCUUUGAGCUCGUUUGGUUCGAGGUGGUCCUGAAGCUAGUCUCGGCGGCUUUUGUCUCG
Molecule: messenger RNA, 3138 nt
Organism: Symbiodinium sp. CCMP2592
Lineage: Eukaryota; Dinophyceae; Suessiales; Symbiodiniaceae
Source: the annotation of a GenBank genome assembly